AGAACAAGGAACCAAAACCGCAGAAAAGGAAACAGCUUCUUUCUACAUUCCUCUUCUGCAGGGAGAAUUUGUUUGUGUGAGCAUAUCAAGGGCGGUGUCAUGUGAUUUGGAAAGAUUUCAAAGCAGAAACCACACUGUGGUUUGGUUUAGUGCCUUUUAGAAGGUGAACUAAAUCCUUUGAUUGAUUCUGAGACAAGAGUGAGUGAAAAUGAUUCAUUUAGGCAGAGGACAUCUUCGUCUGUGUCGCAGUUCUCUCUUUUGUCUCCUCCUCAGUUGUGUGUCUGCAGAAGGGAUCAUAGCCACGGUGGGAACAGAUGUUACUUUGAUUUGCAACUAUGAUGCCAAGUACUACGGGAAACUGCCUGCAUGCUGGGGUCGAGGAGCCAUCCCCAACAGAGGCUGUGCCGGUGAGGUGAUCAGGUCUGAUGGGUUAGUAAUGGUCAGCAGGCUGUCAGAGCGUUACCUGUUCAUGGGUUUGCUGGAUGAAGGUGACGUGUCGCUGACCAUCAGACAGGUGGAGGAGAGCGACUCUGGGAUAUACGGCUGCCGUGUUGAGAUACCAGGCUGGUUCAAUGAUCACAAACACCAGCAGACUCUGACUGUAAUGCCAGUGCGUCCAAAUCCCCUAAAGGUGGAGACCAGAGAGGUAAAGGAAAGAACUGUCACUGUCCGCUGGACUCCUGUGUUUGAUGGCGGCAGGCCCAUCACAACCUACAGGAUUGAUCUAAAAAACAAACAAGCAUCCUGGGACACCGCAGUGACAACUGAAGUCUACAAUCCUGAACUAACUCAAUUGACUUUGGUGGAUUUGCGUCCAGCAAAGACCUACAACCUGCGCAUGUUUGCCAUCAACGAUGUGGGCAUAAGUGAACCCAGCAACGUUCUGACAAUCAUGACAAAAGAAGCAGCACCAGAGGGUCCUCCCCUGGACAUGCAGCUUGAGACACUCAGUUCUCACAGCAUCAAAGUCACCUGGAAGCCUCCGAGACCUGAUCUCAGAAAUGGAGUUCUCCGCAGUUACAGCAUCAGCUACAGAGAGUACGAUCCUCAUGGAAGACAAUUCAAAAGGUGGCAGCACUUGAGUGUGACAGCCACACGCGAUGUUGAAAGCAUCGUCCUGAGCAACCUGAGGUCUUCUGCCUUCUACGGCGUGUUGAUACAGGCCAAAACUAACGCAGGAAUUGGACCUGCCUCAACCGCCCCUCUCUGCUCCACUCUGGAUGAGGUUCACAAAACCUCAACACCGUCAACCGCCAUAAGAUCGACUUCCACUGCUGGUACACGCACAAGGGACAAUACAAGUUUUAUUACACCUCACACAACUUCAUCAGUGGAGGCUGCCACAGUCUGGGAAGAAGGAACUACAAGUACCACAUCAGUGCCGCCAGACCCCCCAGUGGUCGAGAUAAAGGAGGUAAAAGGGAGUACAAUUUCUCUUUUAUGGACUGCUGGGUUUGAAGGUGACAGCCCCAUAAUUGGCUUUUACCUGGAGUAUAAAGCAGUUAACGCCUCAUGGGAUCACAGAAAGACAGUUGUAGACUUCAGUCCUGACCAAACAGAAGCCACGAUAAUAGAGAUAAAUCCCUCGACCUACAACAUCCGCAUGUUUGCCGAGAGUAGUGUCGGAACCAGUAAAGCUAGCAAUAUCCUCACCAUCACCACAGGAGAGACAGGUGGUCACCAGAGCGAUUAUCACGUUACCACCACAUCUACUGACACUCAUGCUGCUGCUAGCGUUGAGGAGGGUCAAAGUGGUGGUAAACUGGCUGCCAUCCUGUUGCCAGUGAUGCUUGCGGUGUUGAUUGUUGCUAUAGUGACUGCGUGGCAGCUUCGACGAAUAAAACAGAAAAAUGGCAGUCUGAACGUGUGGCUGUCCGGUGGAGUGCUACGCUACAAAGGAGCUGAGUCACUACAAGAGCUGUAAAACUCUGAGCUCCUUUAGUUUUAAAAUGCUCAAAUAUGCAGCGGUUUGAUCUUUUAGAAAAUCAGCAAGAGACGAUUGUGAUUUUUAUGAUCUUUAAAAUCUUUACUCCUUUAUCCUAUCACAGCGGGGAAAAACCAAAAAUCACCUGAGUGUUUAGUUAAUUCAAGUUACCCAGGUAGACAGAUAAUCCCCAGAUUGUGAAUAUUAAUUGAAUAACCCCAAUGACUGUUCAAGCAAGUUUUAAAGUUUCAGAUAAAUCUAGCUGAUCUGUUUCAGAAUCUUCUUGUGUUUGGGUUUACUUCAGAUUUUUUCUUUUAGCAUCACUUUCUGUAUUAGUAUCUGAUUUUAUUUGUUACUUGUUCUGUUUCUAACAAAUUAAAUCAGCUAAACUUAGAUGCCAAAACAGUUAGGCUAAACUAAAUGGGGCAUCAUUAAUAAAGAUAAACUAACAGUUUGAGCGAUACUACCUCAAAUACAUAAGAUUUUAAAAAAGCAUAAUUUGAUAAGAGGAACUGCAUUUCUUUUUUUGCAAAUAAACAACUGUUUUAAAAUGUAUUCCCUCUGAUAAACUGAUUUAUUAACCCUUUAAUAAUCAUGUGAUAACUUUUACUGCGACUAUUUAUGUAAUUACAUGAUAUCACGUUUUGUAUAGUAAUAAACAUCCACAGUAUUUCUCUUUGA
This is a messenger RNA of Notolabrus celidotus (New Zealand spotty), 2605 nucleotides long. RefSeq names its product Down syndrome cell adhesion molecule-like protein 1 homolog. The coding region runs from base 209 to 1924 and encodes 571 amino acids. Gene Ontology annotation, molecular function: protein binding. NCBI's taxonomy places the organism in Eukaryota, Metazoa, Chordata, Actinopteri, Labriformes, Labridae. The transcript has 14 exons. The record is from RefSeq and is a predicted model, not a curated record.